AUGGCGGACGCGGAGAUGGACAUCGACGAGAGCGGCGCCGCGAACGACGCGAGCAAGAACGGCGCAUAUUCAGACACUCGCACAGCUGCCGACGCGGUCGCAGUGCGCAGCAUCGAGGGCUGGAUCAUCAUCGCCACCAACGUGCAUGAAGAGGCUACGGAGGAGGACAUUCAAGACAUGUUUGGCGAGUACGGCGAGAUCAAGAACUUGCAUAUGAAUUUGGAUCGGAGGACGGGUUAUGUGAAGGGAUAUGUGUUGAUUGAGUACCCUACUUUGACCGAAGCAAAGGCCGCUAUUGAAGGCGCGAAUGGCGAGAAGUUGCUAGAGCAGACGAUUGGGGUGGAUUUCGCAUUCGUUCGCCCUCCGCCUUCCAAGGGCCAGUCGGGUGGUCGAGGAGCGAGGAAAGGUGGGAGACCAAGAAGCCGCAGUCCGGGGGAGAAGAAAGAGGAGGAAGAUGAAGAGGGCGAGGUGGAGUGA
This is a messenger RNA of Neohortaea acidophila, 477 nucleotides long. RefSeq lists its product as uncharacterized. The transcript is spliced from 2 exons. Gene Ontology annotation, cellular component: exon-exon junction complex; cytoplasm; nucleus. Bases 1 to 477 code for a protein of 158 amino acids. NCBI's taxonomy places the organism in Eukaryota, Fungi, Ascomycota, Dothideomycetes, Mycosphaerellales, Teratosphaeriaceae. The record is from RefSeq and is a predicted model, not a curated record. Gene Ontology annotation, molecular function: mRNA binding. Gene Ontology annotation, biological process: RNA splicing.